UCCCCGCUGGGCAACUUCACUACCCUUCAGUGCGUAAGCAUGGCCGAGUCGAAGGGCUUCUCUCACGGGACCGAUUCAAAGAGCGCGUCCUCUGCGACCGCUUCGGUGACCCCCUCAAGAGGCGCCGAGGGCCGGAGAGGAUCUGCCUCCUCGACGAAAUCGUCUUCUUCCGCGAAGUCCAAGGGCAGCGUGGAGCGCAAGAAAAGGAAGCAGCGAAAGGCCCCUGCCACCGAUCAAGCUGGCAACGAGGCAAAUGUGCAGCCUCCUCAGAAAGCAGACGACAAGCCAACCGCCGAGCCGCCGGCAGGAACGAACCCCCAGGAGGACGAAGAGGCUCCGGCAGCGGCGUCGUCGGGUCUACCGCCCGACGUCACGCUCGACUCCGUUCUCCACCCGAUGGCGCCAACAUCGCUGUCUUCGGAGUCUACGCGCGUCGCGAUGUCCGACACCAGCCUGUCGAAGACGCCAGCGACAGAGCCAUUGGACACGAAUCAGGAGGUCACGGGUGGCCUCAUUGUCCCUUGGGUUCCACAGACAGAGCCGCCGAUCCCACAGCGUGCCGCCGCGCCGGAAGGUAUUCUCCAGAAUCCGUCGACGUCCGAGACUUUGGACCAACCGUGUGACGACGAGCAUCAGGUCAUGCCACAGCUUCCACCUGUACCGUCAGGGUCGGUGCCAGUGCCUAAAGUGCCCGAAUGGUCUUUGCAGCGACCGUCAAAAAGGGUGUUCCGUGCGGGACAGAAGGUGACAUUAUGCACAUUAUAACAACUUCAUAUUAAACAAGCAUACAUUGUUCUGUUUUAUGAAAAGGUUUAUCGAUGUAAGAAUUUACCCGACCAACUCAAGAUGGGUAGAUGACUGUAGUUAUAUGGCAUCGUCCUUUCGUCGGAAUCCAU
Molecule: messenger RNA, 896 nt
Organism: Dermacentor andersoni
Lineage: Eukaryota; Metazoa; Arthropoda; Arachnida; Ixodida; Ixodidae
Source: RefSeq, a predicted model, not a curated record